UGCUUCCCUCUGCUCUCAUCUGGAUCACCUCCAGACCAGCAGCAGCUGAUCUCGUCCCCUCUGAGUGUGUCCAUCGAGUGACAGAGGUACGAGGCUUCAAUGAGCCACAGAAGGAGGAAUACUUCAGGAAGAGAAUCAGUGAUAAGAGUCUGGCCAGCAGGAUCAUCUCACACCUGAAGUCAUCAAGGAGCCUCUACAUCAUGUGCCACAUCCCAGUGUUCUGCUGGAUCUCAGCCACUGUUCUAGAGAAGAUGUUGAGUCGAGCAGAGAGUGGAGAGAUUCCCAAGACUCUCACUCAAAUGUACACACACUUCCUGAUCCUUCAGACCAACAUCAAACAUGAGAAGGACUAUGAGAAGAAGGUGACAGAUGAAGACAUGAUCCUCAAACUGGGGAAACUGGCUUUUCAGCAGCUUGUGAAAGGAAACCUGAUCUUCUAUGAUAAAGACCUGAGAGAGUGUGGCAUUGAUGUGACAGAAGCAUCAGUGUACUCAGGAUUGUGCACUCAGAUCUUCAGAGAGGAGUUUGGCUUGUAUCAGGGGAAAGUCUUCAGCUUUGUUCAUCUGAGCAUUCAGGAACAUCUAGCAGCUCUAUAUGCACAUCUCUCCUGUACAAUCAAGAAGAGAAAUGUAGUUGGCCAACUUAAACAAAGUCUGUUAUCUAAGAUUUUAAACUGGAAGAAAUAUAGUUCAUUAUCUGAGCUGCAUCAGAGAGCUGUGGAUGAGGCUUUACAGAGUAAGAAUGGACAUCUGGAUCUUUUCCUGCGUUUUCUUCUGGGUCUCUCACUGGAGUCCAAUCAGACUCUCUUACAAGAACUACUGACACAGACAGGAAGCUGCUCUUACAACAAAGAGGAAACAGUUCAGUUCAUUAAACAGAAGAUCAGGGAAAAUCCCUCUCCAGAGAAAUUCAUCAAUCUGUUUCACUGUCUGAAUGAACUGGGUGAUGAUUCACUGAUGCAGGAGAUCCAACGUUAUCUGAAAUCUGGAAAAAUAAGAGAAACCAAACUCUCGUCUUCACAGUGGUCAGCUCUGGUUUAUGUGUUGCUGACAUCAGAGCAGAAGAUGGAUGUGUUUGAUCUGAAACAGUUUAUUGGAUCACAACAUACAGCAGAUGAAGUUCUUCAGUAUCUGUUACCUGUGGUUAAAGAAUCCAGAUCAGUUCGGCUUUGUGGGUGUAAUCUCACUGCUCAGUCCUGUGAAAGUUUGUCUUCAGCUCUUCAGUCAUCAAACUGUGUCCUGAGAGAGCUGGACCUGAGUAACAAUGACCUGCAGGAUUCAGGAGUGAUGCUUCUUUCUGAUGGACUAAAGAACUGUAAACUGGAGAUGCUGAGGUUGUCUGGCUGUAUGGUGACAGAGGAAGGCUGUGGUUAUUUGUUUUCAGCUCUGAGUUCAAACCCCUCACACCUGAGAGAGCUGGAUCUGAGCUACAAUCACCCAGGAGAUUCAGGAGUCAAACUACUCUCUGAAAAACUGGACGAUCCAAACUGCUCACUGGACAAACUCAAUGUUGAUUAUGGAGGAGAAUCCAGGAUUACAGCAGGACUGAAGAAAUAUGCCUGUUUUCUCACACUGGAUCCAAACACAGCAAACAAUUAUUUCAGUCUGUCUGAGGAGAACAGAACAGUGACAUGUGUGAUGAAGAAUCAGUCAUAUCCUGAUCAUCCAGACAGAUUUGAUUAUUUUCCUCAGGUGUUGUGUAGAGAGAGUGUGUGUGGACGCUGUUACUGGGAGAUUGAGUGGAGUGGACGUGUGUUUAUAUCAGUGUCAUAUAAGAGCAUCAGCAGGAAGGGACGGGGCGAUGAGUGUGCGUUUGGAAAUAAUGAUCAGUCCUGGAGUUUGAACUGCUCUCACUACAGAUACUCAUUCAUACACAAUAAGAUAAAGACUGAACUCCCUGUAAAGCCCAUCAUCAGUAGAAUAGGAGUGAAUGAUGAUGAUGAUGAUGAUGAUGGUAUCUAUAUAAUAGGAGUGUAUGUGGAUGAGAGUGCAGGAACUCUGUCCUUCUACAGCGUCUCUGACACAAUGAGUCUCAUCCACACAGAACAGAUCACAUUCACUCAGACGCUCUGUGCUGGGUUUUGGGUUGGUGCUGGAUCAUCACUGAAACUGUGUUGAUGAAUGAGAAUAAACUGAUGAGAGAUUGUACCCAUAAUGCUUUGAGCUGAUGAUGAAACAGUAACAGUGAGAUGUUAUAGAGUCUCUUCAUCACAUUAAUACUGCAGAUGAACUUCUGUCACUCAAAUAACAUAAUAAAUGUCUUUUUAUUGUAACGUCACAUUAAUCAUUUGUAUUAUUGUUAUCAAAAUGAUCUUUUAGCUGACAAUGAUCAAACUAUUGUUUGUGCAGAAAUCAUAAAACACAAUGUUAUAUCAUCCUGAGAUCAAAUUGUAAUUGAUGAUGAAUAUGUGAAAUGUCUGAAUGUAUGAAUCAUGAAUAUAAUCACA
Messenger RNA from Labeo rohita (rohu), 2446 nucleotides. RefSeq names its product protein NLRC3. Lineage: Eukaryota; Metazoa; Chordata; Actinopteri; Cypriniformes; Cyprinidae. The record is from RefSeq and is a predicted model, not a curated record. The transcript is spliced from 5 exons. The coding region runs from base 201 to 2117 and encodes 638 amino acids. Gene Ontology annotation, molecular function: protein binding.